CGUGCCCGCCACCCCUCCCCCCACCUUCCGAGUUCGGAGUUUCAAACCCUUGCUUGAGCGCUCGCGACAAGCAGUUCAAUUGUAUCACAGUAGUGAGUGGGGCUGGUGGUUGGCAGCAGCGAGCGACGCUUCUCCAUCGAACGCACAACUUUGUCCACACAAACCGCAGCCUGUCGGGAUGGCAGCCAUCCGUAAGAAACUGGUCAUAGUCGGGGAUGGAGCUUGUGGGAAGACCUGUCUCCUGAUUGUCUUUAGCAAAGACCAAUUCCCUGAGGUUUACGUCCCCACAGUGUUUGAGAACUAUGUGGCUGACAUAGAGGUGGACAGCAAACAGGUGGAGUUGGCUCUGUGGGACACAGCUGGUCAGGAGGACUAUGACAGGCUCCGACCUCUCUCCUAUCCAGACACUGAUGUUAUUCUCAUGUGCUUUUCCAUAGACAGCCCUGACAGCUUGGAAAACAUUCCAGAGAAGUGGACACCUGAGGUGAAACACUUCUGUCCCAAUGUUCCCAUUAUUCUGGUCGGGAACAAGAAAGACCUGCGCAAUGAUGAGCACACACGCCGCGAACUGGCUAAGAUGAAACAGGAGCCUGUGAAGUCUGAGGAGGGCCGGGAAAUGGCGGUCCGGAUUGCAGCUUUUGGUUACAUGGAGUGUUCCGCCAAGACCAAGGACGGCGUACGAGAGGUGUUUGAGAUGGCCACAAGGGCAGCGCUGCAGGCUCGCCGCGGAAAGAAAAACAGCAAAUGUGCGCUGCUGUAACGCGGCGCAUAUCUUGGGACUGUUUGUGGGAAUGGAGACAUUACUAGACGGGAGUGGGAGGGAGGGAUGGCCGGGGGAAGAAGAGAAUGCUGUUAAUGACCAUCAGACUGAAUUUACCCUGGUUGGUUUGGGCGGCUUUGGUGGAGAGGGAUUGGGGUGGGGUUGGAAAUGUAAACCAUUGGACUCUUUGUGGGCAUGCCACAAAAAGUGAGCAAUGCAUACCAGCCAAAGACAGGUACAGCAUAUCUGCCCCCUGACCUCUCCUUAGGGCCCAUAAAGGUCAUUAAGAGAUUCAUGCUUAUUGAAGGUUAGUUUCCUUCCUGGAUGACUUGACAGGUCAGGGUGUGUGCUGUGAGUGUCGUUUAGAAUGGCUGUGUAACUCCAAAUGUGUAACUAAUCACAUUUAAAUUCAGUUUAUGAGCCUAAGUGGACAAAUUAAUGGAGAUCCAAGAUUGGGACAUGUUUGGGGCUUACACCUAGAGUUUUGAUACAAGAUUUGUCUGUAAACCUUUUUCAAGUCUUUCUUGGGGUUCUCUUCUGCUUCAGGUGUGAGGGUCUUACGUGUAGUGCUCAAAUGUCUGAGAGCCGAGAAGUCUGUCAGUGAGGCUAAUGUUGUGCUUCCAGACUCAGUAUGUCUGUGCACUAGGCCCUCAGCCCAUGCUGCAAGCCCUCUUUCACCUACACUGCUAUUACUCAGUUAUUCUAUUUUUCAAUUGACAGAUCGUUAUCAUUUAAUGUUAGGAUGCAACUUCCAUUUGAACCCCGCAGUAUAAUAAGAUAUGCUUUUACAAUGGGUGUUGCCAAUUUAAAGCUAUUAAAUCACGACAACCUGCCUCAAAUCUCUUCUCAUGGCCCCGUCCCUCACACCCAUCCCUCCCUUCUUUUCCACAAGUCCGACUACUGGUGCUGAUCUCCUGGUUUUAUACCUGGAUCAACAACAAGGAGAGGAGAGUCUUGCAUUUACACGCACACCAUUGGUCUCUUUACCCAGGAGGAUAUCUUUGUUUUCAUUUCUCCAAAAACUCCAAAAUUGACAACCUGGUUAAUUAAAAAAAAAUGCUAAUGGUGGCCUGUUAAGUAGUCAGGCUCUCUUCCAAUUGUUCUUCAUCCUGGCUGACAUGGAGCAGUUUGAUCCAGAAAGCUACUCUUGUAUUGUUAUAUACUACUUUAAAAAUGUCCUAAAUAUGUCUGUCAGUAUUUAAAGGUGUAGUUCGGAUUUUUUGACAUGAAUUUGUAUGACAUCCCCAUCAGCAUUGUAGUCCAAUGACAGCUACCUACCCCCCCACUUGGUCUUUUAAGUCCAGUUCUGGUCAGAUUUCUGUGAUGAAGAAGGUAGUUCCGCUUAGUUGCUGGGGACAAUUAAGAGUUUGGCUUCUCAAAACAAUAUGCGUUCAAAAGAUUAAAACAUUUGCAUCACAAAAAUACCUUCUCAAAGUCAAACCUCGCAAAACGUUCAGCGUUAUAUCUGUCUCUCGCCAUGUCCUUGCGCACUGUCGCCUGUGCGUUCAUCUGAAUGUGACGAAGACACUCGCAUGUUCUUCCGCGUCUUCGUGACAUACACAUGAACGCACAGGCGACAGUGCGCAGGAAUAUGGCGGGAGACAAAUAUAUCACACCAAGCGUUUUGUGAGGACUUUUUUUUUGAGAAGGCAUUUUAGUGAUGUAAAUGUUUUAAUCUUUUGAAUGCAUAUUGUUUUGAGAAGCCAAAGUCUUUACUUAAUUGUCCCUAGCAAGUAAGUGGAAGUACGUUCUUCAUCACAGCAAUCUGGCCAGAACUGGAUUUAGGAGACCAACUGGGGGGUAAGUGGCUGUUAUUGGACUACAAUGCUGAUGGGGAUGUCAUACAACUUCGUCAAAAAAUCCAAACUAUCUCUUUUAAGGGGGGGGGGGGAGCAGGAAUUGGGACAUGAGUUGUUUUUGCUUGCUUUACCUGAAUUUUCCUGAGAUUUACACUUGUUGGCCUGUCAGUCAUCCCAGGAGAAAGACUGGAUUACUGGAAGGGCCAAAUUUUUGUUUUGAAACUGAAAAGACAGAAGGGUUUUUUUUUUAAGGCCUCCUUACAAAUCCUUGUACAAAUUACUUUUAUUUCUUGUUUUAUUGAAUGUUCAAAAUCUUAAAAUUUUUUGGAUGCUGAAGUUGAAAAAACAGGAAAACCAAGCUGUAUGCAAUGUCUGUAAAUAUGAAUUAUGGGUUUUGUUCCUACUUGACUACACACAUGCACAGGACUGGAAACUGUAUUUGUAAACUUGCUUUGGUUUGUGUAAUAAAUUACUUUCUAUAACA
This is a messenger RNA of Dunckerocampus dactyliophorus (ringed pipefish), 3043 nucleotides long. RefSeq names its product ras homolog gene family, member Ab (gene rhoab). Gene Ontology annotation, cellular component: cleavage furrow; dendritic spine. Gene Ontology annotation, biological process: small GTPase-mediated signal transduction; cell migration; stress fiber assembly. NCBI's taxonomy places the organism in Eukaryota, Metazoa, Chordata, Actinopteri, Syngnathiformes, Syngnathidae. Bases 179 to 760 code for a protein of 193 amino acids. Gene Ontology annotation, molecular function: GTP binding; GTPase activity. The transcript is spliced from 5 exons. The record is from RefSeq and is a predicted model, not a curated record.